AUGGCAACAACAAACUGUUGGUGGGAGGGAAGCUCCCAAUCCCGAUAUAAAGAACUAGAGAAGGCAGCAAAGGAUAAUAAUACAUGUAAAGGUUGCAAGGAAUCAAGAAAAAGCGUCUUAGAGGCUGCUGUGCAGGAUUAUAAGGGAGUGGAGAAGGAAGUUCCGAACAUGAUGAAUGCCUGGUGUUAUGUAAAUACAAGAGACGAGAAGGACAAACCUAUUUACUGUGACCUCUUUUACUACUGGCUAGGGGAAAUCCUCUUCCGUGAAGUGAAGAAGGAUGAAUUCGCCCGCCGGGAAAAAAUGAAAACGAUUUAUGAGAAGUUGCAAGAUUGGAAAAAAAUAGACAAUUGCACAAGGACCCUCCCAAAGGUGACGCCAGAGGAGUUCGGACGCCUAAAAGCUCUGUACCACUAUACACAGGACUACAGUCAGCUGGAGAAUAAAAUAAAUACGGAAGGUGAUCCAUGUGCUGAAGAAUACAAAAAAUUCCUGAAGGAAGCCAAUGAUACCUAUAUAGAGAGGGAUGACAGGUGUAAGCGUCCGAACGCGAACACGGACGAAUACUGCAAAGAAAUAGGGAAAAUAAUAAGUGGCGCCGGUGAGACACUUAAAGACCCAUCAGAAAUAUUACCCGAGUUGAAAAAGAAGCUGACUCCAUUAGAAAGUGAAGAACCGAAGAAUGUGACCGUAGAAACACACUCAGGUCAAAAAGGAACAUCGGGAGCCACCACUGGUGCAGUGGGUAAGUAUAUCCCAAUAGAUGGAGGAAAAAGUUCCACCUCCAGGAAGAAUAAAGGGAAGGGUGUGAGGAUGUAA
This is a messenger RNA of Plasmodium coatneyi, 819 nucleotides long. RefSeq names its product KIR-like protein. NCBI's taxonomy places the organism in Eukaryota, Apicomplexa, Aconoidasida, Haemosporida, Plasmodiidae. The transcript has 3 exons. The coding region runs from base 1 to 819 and encodes 272 amino acids. The record is from RefSeq and is a predicted model, not a curated record.